Molecule: messenger RNA, 1785 nt
Organism: Cyclocybe aegerita
Lineage: Eukaryota; Fungi; Basidiomycota; Agaricomycetes; Agaricales; Hemipholiotaceae
Source: the annotation of a GenBank genome assembly
AUGUCCGUUCACCACGCACGAACGCCCAGUGCUUCCGGUUCAGUAAUCCACGGCCAACAAUUCAACCACUACCCCACACCGAACCACCAUGCGGCCCCGGCGUCAGCACCAGCCGCACAGCAGCAGAACGCUAUGGACCUCAGGCAGAGGCCCGUACCACAUGUUCCACCACCCGCCGCACAUAAGCCGAGCGAUGCAGACUUCUUCGUUGGCGAUGGGACGCGCAAGAAGGUCAACCAUGAAUACCUCAAGAAACAUUUCUUCCACGAGGGACGCUUGACGGAGAGGCAGGCGCUGCACAUUCUGGAUGAGGCGACGAACAUCCUAGCGAGGGAGGAGAACAUGGUGCCCGUAAAGAGUCCUGUCACCAUAUGUGGAGAUAUCCAUGGUCAAUAUUAUGACCUCAUGAAGAUGUUCGAUGUGGGCGGUUCCUUACAAGAUAGCACGUAUCUCUUUCUAGGAGACUAUGUAGACCGAGGAGAUUUUGGUAUCGAGUGCCUCCUCUAUCUCUACGCCCUCAAAAUCGCCAACCCCACCCGAAUGUACCUCCUACGAGGGAACCACGAAUGCCGUCACCUCACUGAAUACUUCACGUUCAAGAAAGAGUGCCUGCACAAGUACUCUGAGAACGUGUAUGAAGCAUGUCUACGCUCAUUCUGUGCACUCCCAGUAGCUGCGCUGGUGGAUGGAAAGUUCUUCUGCGUGCAUGGAGGUAUCUCGCCACAACUUGUGCACCUCAGCGACUUGGCCAGCAUUAACAGACACCAAGAGCCCGGCUCGCACGGACUGCUUUGUGAUCUGCUAUGGGCUGACCCUAUAUCGAAUUUCGGGCAAGAAAACGAACCCACCGCCAACGGGCCUGGUUUGGAGCGUGGGACAACCUUUACUCACAACGCAACGCGAGGAUGUUCCUACUUUUACACCUAUGAUGCCGUAUGUCAGUUCCUCGACCGGAAUGGCCUCCUCACCGUCAUUCGCGGCCACGAAGCACAAGACGCUGGCUACACGAUGUACCGCAAGACACCGAAACGCAACUUCCCCUCCGUCAUCACCAUAUUUUCCGCACCAAAUUACUUGGACGUGUACCACAACCGAGGAGCCAUCCUCAAGUAUGCGAACAAGAACAUCACCAUACGGCAGUACAAUUCGACAUCCCACCCAUAUUGGCUACCGAACUUCAUGGAUGCCUUUACCUGGAGCUUACCUUUCGUUGGGUUGAAGAUUACGGAGAUGCUGCUUGCUAUUCUGAGCAUAUGUAGCCAGGAAGAGCUUGAGUCAGACUCGGAGGAGGAAGGGGCAGCGGCUGCUCCGGAAGACCUGGCUGCACGGAGGCAGCUUAUCAAGAAGAAGAUUUUGGCUGUUGGGAGGAUGCAGAAAGUUUUUCAGCUGCUCAGAGAAGAGGCAGAGAACACAACAGAGCUGGAGACCGAAGGUAUUGCUGGUGCCUCGACCGCUGUCAACCGUGGCGGUGCGGACGCCCUUACUGUGCAAGGAACGCGGAUUAAUAGAAGCAUUCGGACGUUCGACGAUGCUCGGCGUUCUGAUAUCGCGAACGAACGUCUGCCCGAAUUCGACCACCAACGCUCCGCGAUCUUCCCCGUACCCAGCAUGCGCCUCACGAGCCGGCGCUCGUCGGACGGCAUGGACAUGGAGGACCUCAUCAAACGCACCAUGGAGGAGGAGAACGAGGAGGGCGGGGUGGUCGAACGCCUCGCGGAAAGAAUUGCAAGGGGGAGGAGUAUUACUGGGAAACCUGCUCCGUUGAAGAGGUUCGAUACGACUUGA